Molecule: messenger RNA, 595 nt
Organism: Eruca vesicaria subsp. sativa (arugula)
Lineage: Eukaryota; Viridiplantae; Streptophyta; Magnoliopsida; Brassicales; Brassicaceae
Source: the annotation of a GenBank genome assembly
UUCCGAUGGAGGAGAGCGAGGAUCGAUGGAAGGGAUCGUUAGAGAAUAUAACGGAGAUGGCUUCGAAUCUCGAUUCUCUACAGAAGCUUCUCCUCAAGAAAGCUGUCUUCGUUGAAGAAGACACUUUCGCUAGAGCUUCUCUCGUCUCCGAACAAGCUCGAACGAUCAAGGUGCUUGAGCAAAGGGUGCACACACUAGAAAGAGAACUAGAUGCUGCCAUCACAGCUGCUGCUCAUGCUCGCUCUGAGAAACGCCAAGCUGAGUCCUCUCAAAAAGCUGCGGAGUUACGUGCACAAGAGGUCACUAAAGAGCUCGAAAACACCACAAAGGUUUUCAAGCUGCAUAUGGAAGAGCUCCGAGGGAUGCAAGAACAGAUAUCCAAACGAGAUAACGAGAUUAAGCUCUUGGAAUCUAUAAUCCAAACGCUCGGCGGAAAAGAGCGGUUGGGAAAAAGCGGUGUGAAGGGAUGAUCUUGCGUUGCGUGUUUUUUUUUUCCACUUGUAAACAUUUUGUAACCAGAGUUUGUGAGACAGUUUGUGUAUGACUUUACUCUAAGAAGAUAAAAAAUAUUGAAAUCGGAUCGUACCCAUUUUAC